UCAGAUUAUAGUUUUAGCAAAGUAUCCAUCUCCAAAACAGGAAGAAGAAUGGCAAAAUCAUACCUCAAAAUCGCAUUCCUAGUUUUUUUCAUGGCAUCUUACUGCAUGUUAUUGUCAAAUGCGACGGAAGAUGUGGCAUCAAAAGUAUCAGCAAAAGAAGUGCCGGAAUGGGUGAGUCCAUGCCGUAAUGACAAUGAUUGUAAGGACCCAAUGUGUCCCCCUGACUGUACAAUCCACCAAUGUAUUCGUGGUACUUGCUGGUGUAAAGAUUGUCACCCACCACCACCACCUUCCGCCUAAUUUAUCAGUUAUUAAUCAA
Messenger RNA from Mercurialis annua (annual mercury), 319 nucleotides. Its product is annotated as putative defensin-like protein 265. NCBI's taxonomy places the organism in Eukaryota, Viridiplantae, Streptophyta, Magnoliopsida, Malpighiales, Euphorbiaceae. The transcript has 2 exons. The record is from RefSeq and is a predicted model, not a curated record. Bases 49 to 300 code for a protein of 83 amino acids.